Messenger RNA from Psilocybe cubensis, 1182 nucleotides. RefSeq lists its product as uncharacterized. The transcript has a single exon. Bases 1 to 1182 code for a protein of 393 amino acids. The record is from RefSeq and is a predicted model, not a curated record. Lineage: Eukaryota; Fungi; Basidiomycota; Agaricomycetes; Agaricales; Agrocybaceae.
AUGUCCGCAACGACAAGUACGAGUUGCCAUAUCUCGCCACAUUCAUUUGCGGUCAUCCCAAUUUCAACCCACUCCAUCCCAAUCCCGAACCCUUUUUCCAACCCUCAUUCCAACCAGAGCCCUGUUGAACCCUCCAAGGCUACACGAACAUAUCCAGCGCGACAGAAAUUUUCAAGAUCGCUUUCCUUUUCAACAGUAACGACGAUACAAAAUUCUCGUCCUCCCCUGAUGCACGCAUUUGGUGCAAAUGCACUUGCUUCAAAUACCUCCUUCGACGUCUAUGGUGGUGACCAGAAUUCUUCCUUCCUAGAAUUCGAUGCUUUCGCCGCUGAUCAUUCAUCUCACUUCCAAUACCUACGCGAUGUACCAACGGAGGCGGGUCUGAAAAGUGGAAGUAUCACGACGCCACUCGUUCAAACCAAUUCUCCAACACGGGUGCGACAGAGGGCCCGAUCGACUAGGCAACGAGUACAAGAGGUGACAUCAACCUCUGGCACGCGUUCGAUAGCAAAGGGCAGCAGAGCGGUGGAUGGAGCCUCAGAGCGGCUCAAGAGGACGGAGAGCGGGGGUGAUAUUUCUGGUUAUCAUCAGGGUCCUCGACAGGAAAACAAUAAGCCUGCAAAUCUCCGCGAUGCAGAGGCGGCCGCUCAGAGGGAGCUCGAGGAGGACGAUUAUGCGUGGUACUAUCGUAACCCACACCGCUAUGUGUGGCGUCCUCGAAAUGCGCGGAAAAGGAUGCAUAGGAGGAGAAGGAUCAUACAUGGAGUUGCCGCUGGAGAAGAAGGGGCGCCGACAAACAUGUCGUUAUUCAUUGCGUAUCUGCAGUCGCAGCAAUAUUCGCCUACGCUGAUCAGACCGCUAUUAGUAUCGGAGGCCCGCAAUAAAUCAACUUCUGUCACCGAAGAUGAGGGACCGCAUUCCAUGGCUCUGGUUGACCACGACGACGAGGAUGCAUCCAUGCUCUCUAUGCCUGACGCGCAGGAAGAUUUAUUUUCUCCCAAUGAAUGUCACUUCACAGACGGGCCCGAACACGAAUACACCUCCUACUCAUCAUCAUUGGAAAGUUCAGAUUCAUCUUGCGUCACGAUUUCUUCCGCAGCCUCUAGUCCGCAGCUGGGCUAUGAUACUCGCAACGACAAAAAUUACAACGAAAUGGUUUACCACUGGACUCGUCGAGUCUAA